AGCUGCGGGCUGCAGGCGAGAUGGGCGCGCUCUGCCGGGCUCUGCUGGUGCUCCACCUCUGCGCGCUGACUCGGGCCGCCUACAAAUUCUGGGUCCCCAACACCAACUUCGAUGACGCGACCAACUGGAGCCAGAACCGGACCCCGUGCGCCGGCGCCGCCGUGGAGUUCCCCGCGGACAAGAUGGUGUCGGUGCUGGUGCAGGGGUCCCAUAGCGUCGCGGACAUGUUGCUGCCUCUGGACGGGGAACUGGUCCUGGCCGCAGGAGCGGGCUUCAGCGCCGCGGACACUGCCGCGGGCCGGGACUGCGGCGCAGGUGCGCCCGCACGUUUCCGGGACCCGGACCGCUUCUCCUGGCUCGACCCGCGCCUGUGGCGCCCGGCGGAUGCGGACGCGGCGCGCGGCCUCUUCCUCGUGGACACCGAGCGCGUCCCGUGCCGCCACGACCACGUGGUCUUCCCGCCCGACGCCUCCUUCCGCGUGGGCCUGGGCCCGGGCGACACGCGCGUCCGCAGCGUCUCGACGGGGGGCCAGACCUUCGCGCGCCCCGAGGACCUGGCGGCUUUGCUGGCGUCCCGCGCCGGCCGCCUGCGCUUCCACGGGCCGGGCACGCUGAGCCUGAGCCCCGAGCCGUGCGGAGACCCGUCGGGCUGCGAGUGCGGGAACGCGGCGGCGCAGCCGCACAUCUGCCGGGCGCUGCUCGGGCCCCUGGGCGGCAGCUGCGCCCCCGCCGCCUGCCUGGACGCCCUCCUGCCGGCCGGGCAGUGCUGCGGCCUGUGCGGAGCCGUCGUGUCGCUGGCCCACGGGCCCGCCUUCGAGCUGGAGCGUUACCGGGAGCGGCUGCUGCGCGACUUCCUGGCCCUGCCCCAGUACCAGGGCCUGCAGGUGGCGGUGUCCAAGGUGCCCGGGGCGCGCGAGGCCGACGCGCACAUCCAGGUGGUCGUGCGGGACGGCGGGUCCGGCGGGCCCGCGCCGGGCUCUGCGGGGCGGCUGGCGCGCGCGCUGCUGGCCGACGUCGCGGAGCAAGGCCCGGCCCUCGGGGUGCUGUCGGCCAGUGUCCGCGAGUCGGGCGCGCCGCUGCGGGGCGGCUCCGCGGCGGGACUGUCGGGGCGCGGCCGGGCCGCGGCGCUGGGGGUCGGCCUGGGCGCCGCGCUGCUCCUGGCGCUGCUGGCCGGGGCGCUGCUGCUGCGCCGUGCGCGGGGGCUCAGGUGGAGGCUGCGGGACGAGGCGGCCCCCGCGGCGCCGCUGGGCUUCGACAACCCCGUGUUCCACGUGCCCCCAGAUCCCCCAGCCCUGCCCGCGGACCCCCGGAGCAGCAGCCACAACUACUUCAUUAACCCCUUAUUUGCCGAGGCCGAGGCUGAGGCCUGA
Sorex fumeus (smoky shrew) is the source of this 1370-nucleotide messenger RNA. It is a transcript of the gene AMN, whose product is annotated as amnion associated transmembrane protein. The coding region runs from base 21 to 1370 and encodes 449 amino acids. Gene Ontology annotation, cellular component: endocytic vesicle; apical plasma membrane. Gene Ontology annotation, biological process: receptor-mediated endocytosis; intracellular protein localization. The transcript is spliced from 12 exons. The record is from RefSeq and is a predicted model, not a curated record. NCBI's taxonomy places the organism in Eukaryota, Metazoa, Chordata, Mammalia, Eulipotyphla, Soricidae.